Messenger RNA from Pyrus x bretschneideri (Chinese white pear), 1560 nucleotides. Its product is annotated as F-box protein SKP2A. Gene Ontology annotation, biological process: SCF-dependent proteasomal ubiquitin-dependent protein catabolic process. Lineage: Eukaryota; Viridiplantae; Streptophyta; Magnoliopsida; Rosales; Rosaceae. The record is from RefSeq and is a predicted model, not a curated record. Gene Ontology annotation, cellular component: SCF ubiquitin ligase complex. Gene Ontology annotation, molecular function: protein binding.
UCUUACCAUUUAAAAGUAAAAAAAACUAUAUUAAAAGUUCUGUCUUUCUUUAUGUAUUUCAUUUCUGUACUUCACGAAAACCAUCGGAGAGACCAGGACAACCAAAACAAAGCCGCACGCAACUUUGAUCAUCAGCAACAACCUUGUACAGUUCAGAAAGGAGGAACUUUUUCUGCUGGUUUGUGAAGGCGGUGGUGGUAGGAUUUUUGGGGUCAGAGUUUUAGGAAAUGGUGGGAAAAGGAAGCAUCAAGGCUGAGGACUUGACCUUGUGCUUUGAGAAGCUUAUGAUGUUUGCAAGUGCAAGUGGAAGUGCUUCUGUUGGUGGUAGUGGGUGUAGUGGUGGGAAAAUGAAGAUGGAAGGAAGGGUGAUGAUCACUGAUUGGAAGGAUAUUCCGAUAGAGCUGCUUAUGCAAAUCCUGGCGCUUACGGAUGAUCAGACGGUGAUCCUGGCGUCUGGAGUCUGCCGUGGCUGGAGAGAUGCUGUUUGCUUGGGCCUUACUCGCCUCUCCCUCUCAUGGUGCACCAAGAACAUGAAUAGCUUGGUCCUAUCUCUAGCUCCUAAGUUUACGAGAUUGCAGACUCUAAUACUGCGUCAAGAUCAUAAACCCCAGCUUGAGGAUAGUGCUGUUGAGAGCAUUGCAAACUUCUGUCAUGACCUGCAGGUCCUGGACCUCAGCAAAAGCUUCAAGCUCAGUGACCGAUCCCUGUAUGCCUUAGCACAUGGGUGCCCAAAUCUUACAAAACUAAACAUUAGUGGGUGCUCGGCAUUCAGUGACAUUGCUCUUGAAUAUCUUGCUGGCUUUUGCCGAAAAUUGGAAGUCUUGAAUCUUUGUGGUUGCGUCAGGACUGCAUCAGACAGGGCAUUGCAGGCUAUUGGGCGUUACUGUAGUCAGUUGCAGUCUCUGAAUCUUGGUUGGUGUGAGGAUGUACGUGAUGUUGGAGUUAUGAGUUUGGCAUACGGAUGCCCUGAACUCAGAACUGUUGAUUUGUGUGGCUGUGUCCAAAUAUCAGAUGACAGUGUGAUUGCUUUGGCAAAUAGGUGUCCUCAUUUGCAAUCGCUUGGCCUUUACUACUGUAAGAACAUUACAGACAGAGCAAUGUAUUCCUUGGCCCAGAGUCUAGUGAAGAACAAGCCUGCGGCAAUGUGGGAAUCCCGGAAAACCAGGAAUGACGAGGAAGGGCUUAGGACUCUCAACAUCAGCCAAUGCACAGCGCUCACCCCUUCUGCUGUUCAGGCUGUGUGCGAUUCAUUCCCUGCCCUUCACACCUGCUCUGGAAGGCAUUCCCUCAACUUUAGCGGCUGUAUGAAUUUGACGUCAGUGCAUUGUGCCUGUGCUGUCCAAGCUCACCGCACCGCCAACGCCUUUCCUCAUUCAGCUCAUUGAACCGAUGAACGAGAAUGAUGGUAACACUGAAAAGUGUUGCAAGGGCCGAGGUCCCUUGACUACAGUACAUAUGUUUGUAUUGAGAUGUAAGAUAUUGGUCGCAAAUGGGAAGCAACCAUUUGUUGUAACGUACGGACUUUAUCUUGACUUAUGUUAUCAGCUUUUAGACAUUGAA